Molecule: messenger RNA, 771 nt
Organism: Colletotrichum tamarilloi
Lineage: Eukaryota; Fungi; Ascomycota; Sordariomycetes; Glomerellales; Glomerellaceae
Product: isoflavone reductase family protein
Exons: 4
Coding region: 1-771 (256 amino acids)
Source: RefSeq, a predicted model, not a curated record
AUGAUGGCGAACAAAAUCAAAGUCGCCAUAGCCGGCGCUACCGGGAACACAGGCUCUUCCAUUGUGAAUGCGCUUCUGAAGAGUCCCGAACUCUUCGAGGAGAUGAAUCUUAUCGAAGCAUCGAGCAAGGUUAACGUUGGUCGAUAUAUUCCAAGCUUUUGGGGCCCGAUCUGCGCACCCCGAGGCGUGAUGAUGCUCAGGGAUAAGAAACAGGAGUUCGUUGACCGUAUCUGGGACCUCCAUCUGCCUUAUACCAUCAUCGACGUUGGAUGGUGGUAUCAGCUGACAUUGCCUGCCCUACCUUCAGGCAGAUUUCGCCCAAUGGUAGAAGAAUACUGCACCACGCGUGUGAUUGGGGACGGCAAUACCCCUUGGGCACUUACCAACAAUCGUGACAUUGGAAAUUUUGUCAGCCGAAUCAUCGCCGAUCCGAGGACCUUGAACAAGAUGGUUUUUGCAUAUGGAGAGGUCAAGACACAGAAUGAAGCCUUCGACAUUCUUGAGAAGGUGUCGGGAGAAACUGUGACACGAGAAUUCAUGACUAAGGAAGAGCUGGAAGGCAUUAUCUCCCAGGGUCGCACAGGUCAGGACAUUAUGACAAUCAACCCCGAGAUUGGUAUGGGAGAGUAUCGGAAUCUGCUUGGUAUUCGAGGCGAGAAUACUCCUGAGUAUGCACGCUAUCUUGGAUAUCUUGAUGCGAGGGAAUUAUAUCCAGAUGUGAAGUUCACAAGCUUUGAAAACUAUGUCAGAGGUAUCUUGCAAACAGUUUGA